AUGGGAAGCCGAACAUUGAUGAUGAUCGGGGCGACGCUAACGUUGUUGUUUUUAUCGGUGACAUUGGUGUCUAGCACUGAAGAAUGUGCUUCUGUGACGUCGCUUGUCGCCACGUGCUACACGUUCAUCACGUACGGGACACCGGACCCGUUUCCGGGGUCUCCGUGCUGCAAUGCUAUGGCCAGUCUCAAGGUUAUUGCCGACACCAUUGAAAACCGGAGAUUUGCAUGUAGAUGCUUGAUGGGCCUCAUUGCAACGUACAACCCAAAUGCCUAUGCCAUUGCCACUUUGCCCGACUUUUGUCAAGUCUCUUUGGGCUUCAACAUCGAUCCUAAUACCGAUUGCAACUUGUAA
Messenger RNA from Pyrus x bretschneideri (Chinese white pear), 354 nucleotides. Its product is annotated as putative non-specific lipid-transfer protein 14. Gene Ontology annotation, cellular component: membrane. Bases 1 to 354 code for a protein of 117 amino acids. Gene Ontology annotation, biological process: lipid transport. Lineage: Eukaryota; Viridiplantae; Streptophyta; Magnoliopsida; Rosales; Rosaceae. The transcript has a single exon. Gene Ontology annotation, molecular function: lipid binding. The record is from RefSeq and is a predicted model, not a curated record.